AUGCCGUUCGUCAAGAACAUUAAGACCUCUGCGUACUUCAGUCGAUACCAGGUGCGUAUUGCGACGGCAGCGUCGUAUCAGAUGGAGCUUGCAGAUCCGUCUUUUUGGGAGACCUCGCGAAUCGAGAGUGCCGUGCAAAGGAGCGGGCGACCUUGGCAUGGCACAGCGCAGGGCCAAAUGGUGUGCUCGGACCGAAGGGCAAUAGGGAAGGAAACAGAUGCGGGGCACCGCUGGCGCGAUCUCGUCACUCGCAGAGAAAACGAUCACUGACCACCUCGGACCUGCUUCUUCCGCAACCCACAGGUCAAGUACCGCCGUCGUCGCGAGGGAAAGACCGACUACUACGCCCGCAAGCGCUUGACUUCUCAGGCCAAGAACAAGUACAACGCGCCCAAGUACCGCCUUGUUGUCCGGUUCUCCAACCGCUACUGCACCGUGCAGAUCAUUUCUGCUCGCAUUCAAGGAGAUGUUGUCCUGACUCAAGCCAGCUCCAAGGAGCUGCCCCGAUACGGCAUCAAGCAUGGCUUGAGCAACUGGACUGCAGCAUACGCUACUGGUCUCCUUGUCGCCCGCCGUGCCCUCACCAUCCUCGGUCUCGCGGACAAGUACGAGGGUGUCACUGAGCCUGAUGGUUCUCUCUCCCUCACCGAGCCUCUCGGUGACGAUGAGCCUCGCCCAUUCAAGUGUUUCUUGGACGUCGGAUUGAAGAGGACAUCGACCGGUGCUCGAGUCUUUGGUGCUCUCAAGGGCGCAUCAGAUGGCGGUCUCUACAUCCCUCACAGCGAGAAGCGUUUCCCCGGCUACGACCCCGAGAGCAAGGAGCUCGACACCGACCUCCUCUCUGGCUACAUUCGUGGAUCUCACGUCUCGGACUUCAUGGAGUCGCUCGAAGAGGAAGAUGAGGAGAGGCACAAGAAGCAGUUCGCGCGUUACCUUGCAGAUGACAUUGAGAGCGAUGCAUUGGAGGGUAUCUACGAAGAGGCUUACGAGAAGAUCCGGUGAGUGAAACGGAGGCCGGGACUUGGCAGAUGCGAAUGGGCAAUCGAGAUGCACUAGUAUCAGGCUGAAUCACUGACGUCUUGCGAUUGCGAUGCUUGCUUCGCAGCGAGGACCCGGUCUACCACCCUACUGAGAAGACCAAGGACUGGAAAGCCGAGUCCAAGAAGUACAAGCAGCCCAAGCUUACCUACCAGCAACGCAAGCAGAAGAUCGCCGACAAGAUCGCUGCUUUCAAGGCUGGUCAGGCCAUCUAA
Ceraceosorus bombacis is the source of this 1253-nucleotide messenger RNA. The record is from the annotation of a GenBank genome assembly. Lineage: Eukaryota; Fungi; Basidiomycota; Exobasidiomycetes; Ceraceosorales; Ceraceosoraceae.